AUGAUUGAAGCUGGAUGUACAGACAGGAUCACGGGACUGAUGGCAAAUUCAGGACAGGAUCAGAACUCAGUACAGGAUUACAGACUGCUGGCCUCAGACAUCUCUGACCUGACUAAGUUCGACCCCAAUGACCUCCAGUCUCUGACCUGGCUGACCUCGGUGGACGUCCCGCGCCUGCAGCAGCUCCGCUCGGGCCGAGCCGACUUCAGCAUCAGCGCUCAGGAACAACUUCAAGCAGCGUCUCAGCUGAGUAACAUGGGCGUGACCGGAGGAGCGGCGUCCAUGAUCCACCUGCAGAGUAACAUGCAGCACAGCCCUCUGGGAAUCAACAGCAUGCCACAAUUUUCUCCCAGCUUUCCGUGUCCGGCUUCAGUGUACCAGACCUCCGCCCAGCAGGUGCUGACCUUCUCCCAGGCCAACCAGCAGUGUUCUCCUGGAGGACUGUACACCACGUACACACCACAGAACAUCUUCACUCAGCAGCAGAUCACUCCACACAGCCAGGAGUCGCAACCCAAAACCUUCCCCAAACCCAUCUACUCCUACAGCUGUCUGAUUGCGAUGGCUCUGAAGAACAGUAAGACCGGCAGCCUCCCCGUCAGUGAGAUCUACAGCUUCAUGAAGGAGCAUUUCCCUUACUUUAAGACAGCACCGGACGGCUGGAAGAACUCGGUGCGGCACAACCUCUCCCUGAAUAAAUGUUUCGAGAAAGUGGAAAACAAGCUGAGCGGCUCGUCGAGGAAAGGCUGCCUGUGGGCGCUCAACCCGGCCAAGAUCGACAAGAUGGAGGAGGAGAUGCAGAAGUGGAAGCGAAAAGAUCUUGCAGCCAUCAGACGUAGCAUGGCCAACCCGGACGAGUUAGACAAGCUGAUCACUCAUCGACCCGAGAGCUGCAGGAGGAAACUGCUGGAGCCUCAGCUUCCUCCUCCGCCGGUCCUGACCCUGCAGUGUCUUCCCGUCCACCAGCAGCUCCAGCUGCAGCUCCACAGUCAGUCCAGAUUAGCACCCACGUCUCCAGCUCCGGCUCAGACGCCACCGCUGCACACCAUCCCCGACCUCACCAAACAGCCACACCCACAACCUGCUGAGAUCUACAGCAUACACGGCGACGUCCACUCCGAGGUGGACGCCCUCGACCCCAGCAUCAUGGACUUCUCAUUUCAAGGAAACCUGUGGGACGAGAUGAAGGACGACAGCUUUAACCUGGAGGCUCUGGGUUCCUUCAGUAACUCCCCCCUGCGUCUCUCCGACUGUGAUUUGGAUACCGUGGGCGCCACGCCGGUCUCCGGCGCCGGGGAAAUUCCCUUCUCAGGCGUCUACACGUCCUACAGCACGGUGGAUGCGUUCUCCAACCAGUACAUCAGCACGCAGGGCGGCGGCAAACCCAUCGUCCUGCACUAA
Messenger RNA from Trichomycterus rosablanca, 1401 nucleotides. It is a transcript of the gene foxn4, whose product is annotated as forkhead box N4. Gene Ontology annotation, molecular function: transcription cis-regulatory region binding; DNA-binding transcription factor activity, RNA polymerase II-specific. Gene Ontology annotation, biological process: regulation of transcription by RNA polymerase II. NCBI's taxonomy places the organism in Eukaryota, Metazoa, Chordata, Actinopteri, Siluriformes, Trichomycteridae. The record is from RefSeq and is a predicted model, not a curated record. The transcript has 9 exons. Bases 1 to 1401 code for a protein of 466 amino acids.